Messenger RNA from Apis cerana (Asiatic honeybee), 4503 nucleotides. RefSeq names its product protein gooseberry. Gene Ontology annotation, biological process: anatomical structure development; regulation of transcription by RNA polymerase II. Lineage: Eukaryota; Metazoa; Arthropoda; Insecta; Hymenoptera; Apidae. Gene Ontology annotation, molecular function: DNA-binding transcription factor activity, RNA polymerase II-specific; RNA polymerase II cis-regulatory region sequence-specific DNA binding. The record is from RefSeq and is a predicted model, not a curated record.
CACGGAAACGUUUGGAAGGCAUGGAUUGGUCGAGGAUGGCUGAGAAACAGGUACGAAAGUUGCUCGAACACGUUUUGCUCGGUGUCGAGCAGGGAGCAGGCAGACUGGUGGUCGCGAAGCCGCGCGGAUUCCCCACCAUCGGUUUCACCUUUGGGAAGGCCAGAAUGGGAGUGGCCAAACGUUAGUUACCCCGGUGACGAGUAGUUGUCGAGACUAGUCAGGAUCAGGGAACCGAUCUGUCGAGGUCCAGCAUAUACUUAUCGUUCAGGAAUUAUCACCUUUGUGUUUCUUCGAGGAGACAGGUGUCUAGAUGCAAGGAGAGAACGGGGGAUAGGGGAAAGAAGAGCUGGAUCGUGAGCAGAUCGAUCCUUGAUCGACGUGGCGGAACCGGAUACGUAUGUGCCUUAGGCUACGUACGCGUGCAAGGGAAGGAAAUAAGGAAAAGGGAAGAAAAAAGAGAUAAGAAAGGAAGGGAAGAAGGGAAGAAAGGAUCGGGGGAGAGCGACAUCACGAUCGUACAAGAGUACAUAUAUUGAGAUGAGCUGUGUCGUUGAGAUAUGUUCGGUAAGGACUCGGUUCGGAGACAGUGAUAUAUUCUGUAUCGUGACAUAAGCUGAUUUUUUGGUGGAGGAGACAGAAACGGUGUGAGAGGAGCGUUUUGUGGCGUUUUUAUUUUGUGAAAGAAAAACUGGUGGUGGCGCGAACGCGCUGAAAUGACGGUGACCACUAACUUCUCGAUGAUGCGACCUUGCUUCACUGGAUACCCCUUUCAAGAUUUGGGAUCGAUACCAGGUCAAGGACGCGUCAAUCAACUCGGUGGUGUCUUUAUAAAUGGAAGACCAUUGCCUAAUCAUAUUCGUCUAAAAAUCGUGGAGAUGGCAGCUGCUGGUGUUAGACCUUGCGUUAUCUCGAGACAGCUAAGGGUGUCUCACGGAUGCGUGUCGAAGAUUUUGAAUCGGUACCAAGAGACGGGGAGCAUCAGGCCGGGUGUGAUCGGCGGCAGCAAGCCCAGAGUCGCCACGCCCGAAGUGGAGGCACGGAUCGAGGAGUACAAACGGGACAAUCCGGGGAUAUUCUCGUGGGAGAUUCGAGACAGGCUGAUCAAAGAGGGAAUCUGCGACAGAACGAGCGCGCCAAGCGUCUCGGCGAUCUCCAGGCUUCUCAGGGGUCGCGAUCCUGAGGACGAGGCGAAACUUGGCGACGGCAAAACAAGUUCCGGAUCCGAUUGCGACAGCGAGCCCGGGAUCCCGUUGAAGAGGAAGCAGCGUAGAAGCAGAACCACGUUCACCGCCCACCAACUGGACGAGUUGGAACGCGCUUUCGAGAGGACCCAAUACCCGGACAUCUACACGAGAGAGGAGUUGGCGCAGAGGACGAAAUUAACCGAGGCGAGGAUCCAAGUGUGGUUCAGCAAUAGAAGAGCGAGGCUGAGAAAGCAGUUGUCUUCGACCACUUCCGGUGGUUACGUCAGCUCUGUCGCGUAUCCCGCAGCUUCCUACGUCCUCCACCCCCCCGCCGCUCCCCAUCCACACGCAGCAACCGCCGUUCCACCGAGUCAUCCGCAUCCUCAUCCCCAUGGACAGAGUCUGCCCGAUACCACCUUCUCCUCCAGUCAAGUUCCAGAAUUGUACUCCUCGCACCACGGCGCGAUGUCCCACCAGCUGACGCCAGAUUCGACCCGGCUCCCUUCAUCCGUCGGCUCGACGCCGACUUACGGCCUUGCGGCAUCGGUAACCUACCCAAGCUCGCUCCUGCCGGCCACGUCGUCCACCAGCACCACCCACAUGAACCACCAAGUGUCAGCAGCCGCUGCGGUGUCCUCGUCCACCUAUCAACAGGCCAGCGCCCAUCAACUUCCGCCAACCCCGAACUCCCUGGUCACGAUGAUGGGCCCGAAUUCCGGCAAUUCGAACCCUGCCUCCGACCAACUCACCUCCACGGAUCUGCCGAUCAACAACUCCGUGUCCCCCGUGUCCCAACAACAGCAGCAGCAACAGCAACAAACUGGACAACAACAAGGGGGCAGCUCGUCCCCCUCGUGGAAUCUCCCCAUUUCCGGGAGCGGAAGGGUUGGGCUUCCGAGUCCCCCGCCGGCUCUUCAACAACCUCACGCGCACACCGCGCAUCCCCAUCAAGCUUUCGCGACCCAUUACGGAGCGCAAGGCUUCCAACAACCACCCAGACCUGCCCCCCAUCAACCUUUCUACAGUUGGUACUGAGAUGAGUGUAAAAUAUGUUCAAAAACUUAUCACGAUACGAACGAGAGUAUACCGGGAUAGUGUUUUACAGUUGUGUUUAAAAAUAUUUAAAUCAUAAGCAUAAAUGGAAGCAUAAUAGAAGGAAGGGAGAAGUUCUUUUUCGCUGUAAAUAAUAGGCAUUAUUCAAUUGUUUAAUUUUAGUAGCGGAAUUGAAACGGAGAAAGAUGAAAGGAAACGUAUAACUCUUUGAUGAUCGAUCAAAGAAUUCACGGAAUUGUUAAAUAAUUUACGCAAAUAUUUUGAAGUUUUAAUUAUACGAUAAAGGGAAAAAGAUAAAAUAAUUGAUUAUAGAUAAAAUAAUUACAUAAAAAUAGGAAAUUUGAAUUAAAGAAUUACGGAAUUGUUAAACAAUUUACGCAAAUAUUUUGAAGUGUUUUAAUUAUACGAUAAAGGGAAAAAGAUAAAAUAAUUGAUUAUAGAUAAAAUAAUUACAUAAAAAUAGGAAAUUUGAAUUAAAGAAUUACGGAAUUGUUAAAUAAUUUACGCAAAUAUUUUGAAGUUUUAAUUAUACGAUAAAGGGAAAAAGAUAAAAUAAUUGAUUAUAGAUAAAAUAAUUACAUAAAAAUAGGAAAUUUGAAUUAAAAAAUUACGGAAUUGUUAAAUAAUUUACGCAAAUAUUUUGAAGUUUUAAUUAUACGAUAAAGGGAAAAAGAUAAAAUAAUUGAUUAUAGAUAAAAUAAUUACAUAAAAAUAGGAAAUUUGAAUUAAAGAAUUAUGGAAUUGUUAAAUAAUUUACGCAAAUAUUUUGAAGUUUUAAUUAUACGAUAAAGGGAAAAAGAUAAAAUAAUUGAUUAUAGAUAAAAUAAUUACAUAAAAAUAGGAAAUUUGAAUUAAAAAAUUACGGAAUUGUUAAAUAAUUUACGCAAAUAUUUUGAAGUUUUAAUUAUACGAUAAAGGGAAAAAGAUAAAAUAAUUGAUUAUAGAUAAAAUAAUUACAUAAAAAUAGGAAAUUUGAAUUAAAGAAUUACGGAAUUGUUAAACAAUUUGCGCAAAUAUUUUGAAGUAUUUUAAUUAUACGAUAAAGGGAAAAAGAUAAAAUAAUUGAUUAUAGAUAAAAUAAUUACAUAAAAAUAGGAAAUUUGAAUUACGGAAUUGUUAAAUAAUUUACGCAAAUAUUUUGAAGUUUUAAUUAUACGAUAAAGGGAAAAAGAUAAAAUAAUUGAUUAUAGAUAAAAUAAUUACAUAAAAAUAGGAAAUUUGAAUUAAAGAAUUACGGAAUUGUUAAAUAAUUUACGCAAAUAUUUUGAAGUUUUAAUUAUACGAUAAAGGGAAAAAGAUAAAAUAAUUGAUUAUAGAUAAAAUAAUUAUAUAAUUAUAUAAAAAUAGAAAAUUUAAAUGAAGAAUUUGCACAAAUAUUUUGAAGUAUUUUAAUUAUACGAUAAAGGGAAAAAGAUAAAAUAAUUACAUAAAAAUAGGAAAUUUGAAUGAAUGAAUUAUGGAAUUACAAAAAAAUUUGCAUAAAUAUUUUGAACUAUUUUAAUUAUACGAUAAAGGGAAAAAGAUAAAAUAAUUGAUUAUAGAUAAAAUAAUUACAUAAAAAUAGAAAAUUUGAAUGAAAUUAGACCCAGAUUUCUUUGAUGAAAUAAUUUAUUGUUUACUGAUUUGAGAACAAAUAAAUCCAACUUAUUUAUUUCUUCCCCUUAUUUUUACUUCUUUUUAAAAAAAAACGAAACUAAUAGAUUGCUAACAGACAUUGAAAGACAAUUUGCGGGCGACUGUCUCGUAAAAUUGACAACUUCUCUUGUAAUUGUUAUAUCUUGCCUAUUUGUAUAAAAAUAAACCUAAUGUAGUUAGUUUAUCGUCGGUUUUCGGGUUAUCGUUUUAAGAGUCAAUUAUCAUUUUACCCUAAUGCGUAUACAGUUCAACCAAAAAUUGUAUCUAAUAAUAAUGUGGUAGUUCCUAGCCUGCGAUUACUACGAAUUUUACUGGAAGAAUUUUUUUUUUCUCGCCCGAGAAAAAGCAAGAAACUAAUUAAAUUGUUCAUUGUUCAAUAAUUUUGUUCUUUUAACAUGAAUGAAUGCUAAGAUGUGAAUGAGGAUAGAAGACUGAUUGUUGUGAAUGAUAUUUGCGACAGGAAGAAAAUUAUCAUUUAAAUUUUUACCAAGUAUUGUUGUAAAGUAUUACUAAAUCAUAUGUACAAUGUAUUAUUAAACAGUAUAUGAUAUUUUGAAGAGAAAAAUAACUAAAUAAAUAAUCUGUAGAAGAUAUAAACUAUGCUAAUGAAUAAAUAAAUGAAUAAAUUUAA